Molecule: messenger RNA, 645 nt
Organism: Cornus florida
Lineage: Eukaryota; Viridiplantae; Streptophyta; Magnoliopsida; Cornales; Cornaceae
Exons: 2
Coding region: 1-645 (214 amino acids)
Source: RefSeq, a predicted model, not a curated record
AUGAAACGUGGUAUUGUGAUUCUUGUGGUGUAUGUAGAUGAUAUUGUUAUCAUCGGUAGUGACAAAGAUGGGAUACAAGUUUUAAUCCAUCACUUGAGUUCUGGCUUCCUUAUUAAGGAUUUGGGCAAACUUUGGUAUUUUCUAGGAAUUAAGGUGGCUCGGUUAAAACAAGUCAUUAGUCUUUCUCAGUGGAAGUAUACUCUUGAUCUCUUACAAGAUACUGGAUAUCUUAGUUUAAAACCUGUAGUUACACCCGUGGAGACUAAUGUAAAACUUAAGGUGGAUGAUGGUGACCCACUCGAUGAUCCAGAAAUGUAUCGGAGACUCAUACUCAGUGUUGUGAGCCAGUCCAUGACCAGUCCUCGGGUACCUUACAUGGAGGUAGUUGUAUGCAUCUUGAAGUAUCUCAAGGGUGCUCUAGGACGUGGUCUGCUUUAUCGAUCUUCUGGACAUCUUCGGAUUAAGGGAUGUACAGAUACAGAUUGGGCCGGUUCUCUUUUUGAUCGACGGUCCACCACGGGUUACUGCACCUUCAUAAGAGGAAGUCUAGUAACUUGGAGGAUUAAGAAACAGUUAGUUGUGGCUCGUUCCAGUGCUGAAGCAGAGUAUCGUGCCAUGUCACACACUGCCUGUGAACUUGGUUGA